AUGGGUUCAAAACCUUGCUGUUGCAAAAACACAUCAGACCCUAUCUAAGAAAUGAAGCUCAAAAUAGAACCAAUGAACAGUAUUCAUGAAAUAUUAGUGGCAGAUCUCAAAAAGCCUAUUCCUUUGGAACAAAUUAUGCCUCUCCAAUAGGAAGAUGACUUUGCUUUAUUUUUAGUGAUGGAUCAAUAUGAUCGUCUAAUCGUAAAAAGCAGAACAAAGGCAAAAUCCUAUUCUCCAGCAGGCGAUAUUUAUACUAAUUCAAGAGAAAAUUUUACUACUUAUUACAUGAGGAGAAAAAACCAUCAUAAACAGUGUAAAUAAACUAGAUCAUUAACUACAAAGCUAUCUACAUCCUUUUAAAGCAUAGGAAUUCGUAGCAUUUUGAAAAAAAAGGACCUUACAAAUAAUAAAUCAUCAUAUUUUCAAUAAAUAUCGGAUGUUUAAAAAUCAAUAAAAAGCGUACAUUUUGAUAUGGUUCAGAGUCCUAAAAAUUGUAUCAAUAGACAAACAGAUGUUUUGAAAAAAAAAAAAAUGUUCCUUAAGUCAUAUAUAUGA
Paramecium tetraurelia is the source of this 555-nucleotide messenger RNA. RefSeq lists its product as uncharacterized. The record is from RefSeq and is a predicted model, not a curated record. NCBI's taxonomy places the organism in Eukaryota, Ciliophora, Oligohymenophorea, Peniculida, Parameciidae. The transcript has a single exon.